Messenger RNA from Neomonachus schauinslandi (Hawaiian monk seal), 517 nucleotides. It is a transcript of the gene GHRL, whose product is annotated as ghrelin and obestatin prepropeptide. Gene Ontology annotation, cellular component: extracellular region. Gene Ontology annotation, biological process: positive regulation of growth hormone secretion; negative regulation of inflammatory response; gastric acid secretion. Gene Ontology annotation, molecular function: growth hormone-releasing hormone activity; ghrelin receptor binding. The coding region runs from base 29 to 382 and encodes 117 amino acids. The record is from RefSeq and is a predicted model, not a curated record. NCBI's taxonomy places the organism in Eukaryota, Metazoa, Chordata, Mammalia, Carnivora, Phocidae. The transcript is spliced from 5 exons.
ACCAGGAACCCCAGGCCCAUUGGACACCAUGCCCUCCUUGGGGACCCUGUGCAGCCUGCUGCUCUUCACUGUGCUCUGGAUGGACUUGGCCAUGGCGGGCUCCAGCUUCCUGAGCCCUGACCACCAGAAAGUCCAGCAGAGAAAGGAGUCCAAGAAGCCACCAGCCAAACUGCAGCCCCGAGCUCUCGAAGGCUCGCUCCGCCCAGAAGACAGAAGUCAAGUGGAAGGGGCAGAGGAUGAGCUGGAGAUCCAGUUCAACGUCCCCUUUGAUGUCGGAAUCAAGCUGUCGGGGGCUCAGUACCACCAGCACAGCCAGGCCCUGGGGAAGUUUCUUCAGGACAUCCUCUGGGAAGAGGCCAACGAGGCCCUGGCAGACGAGUGAUCAUCCACAAGACCGGCCCGCCUGUGUUCCUCCCAACCUUAGAAGCACUCACCCGCUUUUACACUGUUUCUGCAACCACUCCAGUUCUGAGUGGUACUAGUUUAAGAGGUGAAUAAACAUUCAAACCAUAUGCCG